AUGUCCGAUUCAAUAGCCUCGUAUAUUCUCAAACCGACUGCUCUUAAGGCGCUGUACUGCGGAAAUAUGGCGACGCGUGGCAUCAUGACAUACAUAAUGGCCUACCUUGGCUACAUCAACGUUGGCUAUGCCGCACUCGCGGGGCUGCGAGCUCACCGUCUGGGCGCAUCUCGUGCUGCCACCACGACGCGAGAGAUGGACCUCCUGGCCUUGACGGUGCUCGCUGUUGCGAACGGGAGUCAAGCUUGGGGUAGCUUUAUGAGAUCGAGGGGCAGUGGGAGGUGGAUCAUGGGCCAUGGAUUGGAUAGAAUCACAGUCUUGGACACCGUCUUCAUGGUCUUGGAUGCCUUGGCUGCACUGGCGUACUCGUGGAAGCAGUAG
Verruconis gallopava is the source of this 381-nucleotide messenger RNA. RefSeq lists its product as uncharacterized. The coding region runs from base 1 to 381 and encodes 126 amino acids. NCBI's taxonomy places the organism in Eukaryota, Fungi, Ascomycota, Dothideomycetes, Venturiales, Sympoventuriaceae. The transcript has 2 exons. The record is from RefSeq and is a predicted model, not a curated record.